CCAAAACCGUUAUCCUCUUGGUCGUACAGCUCCAGCUCUUUGGUUUCGGUCCAAAGAGAAUAAGGAGGCCCUCUUUUCUCAGGUACUCUUCCCUACGCAGUAGCAACCAAGAAAACUUGAGGUGGGGUUUGGGUGUUUAUGCAUUUACUCAGUUGGUACGUGAUUUUUGCACUCUUUGAUGCUUUACUUUCUUCGGUUUAUCUGGUGAUGCAUUUCUUGAAUUACAUAGAGAAUCUUUCGUCAAUUUUUGGUUGAACUAUGAACCACAUAUUAGACCUUAAACAAACCAAAGAAAGAUGUUGUCUUUGAGUGUGUGGGUAGCGAAUGAGGGUUUUAGUUGUCUCACGAGCACAACUUGGACUGCUUUUUUGCUUUUUUGAGAAGCUGAAAAAUGUGGGGUUACAUUCAUGUUCUUAAUGAGCACUUCAAUGGUCUUAUGCCACAACUUCAUCUUUAUUAACCGGAAACUGCAUCGAGGAUCGUGUUCUUUCCGCGAUUCAUCCAAUUCUGUGGCUCAAUUGGGUUGGAAGCGCAGGUGGGUUAGUGGGCUUAUUCCGAAUGCUAAGAAGAAUAGCCGCCAUUCGAGGAAAAGGAGUUGGUGGAAGAAGUUCUUUUUCGAGGAAGAAGGGAAUUGGCUUGGUUUGAAGGAUGAUGACAUGCUUGAGGACCAAUCGGAGGGCUCAAGUGAUGAACAGUUGUCUGAAGGAGACAAGUUUGAGGCGUGGAAGAGGAGGGCCGAGGCAAUCAUAGAGUUGAGAGAAGCACAAGAGGAUAUGAUGAAUGAGGAGAGUCGGAGAUGGGAGGAUUGGCUUGUGGAUGGGACAAACAAUGCUAAUGGUCCUUCCUGGAGUCAAGAUUGGGACAAUGGAGUAGGGGAGUCGAGGGAAGAUGUGCGGGCAGAUCCCACUGAGAUGGUUCCUGAGAGGGGUUUGGCUGAGUCUGUGAGGGAUUUGGUCCUUGGUCGGGAAGAUGAUGAUAUGCUCUAUGAAGACAGAGUAUUUCGGUAUGCCUCACUGAAUUCGGCUAAAUUUUUGGCUGUAUUGAUAAUUAUACCCUGGGCCUUGGAUUUUGUGGUACAUGACUAUGUUCUCAUGCCUUUUUUGGACAGAUAUGUAAAGACGGUUCCACUUGCGGCACAGAUGCUAGACGUGAGAAGAAGUCAAAAGCUUGAAAUGGUAAAAGAAUUAAAAUUUGAGAAAGCAAGAUUCCAGCUUGAGGUAGAGAUUGGUAAAUCUCCACCUCUUUCUGAUGAAGAAGUUUGGUGGGAGUUACGGCAUAAAGCAUUAGAGUUGAGAGAUGAGUGGAGGUUAGAGAACCGUAGAGCAUUUGCCAACAUAUGGUCAGAUGUGGUAUUUGGGAUCUCAUUAUUCAUUCUUUUAUACUUCAAUCAGGCUAAAGUAGCUUUGCUGAAAUUCACAGGUUACAAAAUAAUAAAUAAUAUUUCAGAUACUGGGAAGGCAUUCUUAAUUAUUCUUAUCACAGAUAUUUUUUUAGGGUAUCACUCUGAAUCUGGAUGGCAGACUUUGUUAGAGAUAAUUGUUGAGCAUUAUGGGUUUGAGGUUGAUCAGUCUACUAUAACCAUAUUUAUCUGCCUAAUUCCAGUUAUCAUUGAUGCGUGUGUGAAACUCUGGUUGUUUAAAUUCCUUCCAAGGUUAUCCCCUAAGGUGGCAAAUAUUUUCCGCGAAAUGCAGCGUCACUAGUGAAAAUUUUAAUUAGGGUUUCCUCUGACAAUUUGAGGAAAUUCUAAAGGAAGGUAAUUUGUAUCAGCAACAGGAGAAUUUUCUUCCUCAAUCUUCCUUUUUUAUAGAGAGGCGUAUAUGGUUUUGAAUGUAGUUGGCUAUUCUAUGUAAAGCUAGGAGAUUGUUGUCUUCCAAGCACCAAUGAUUCACUUGGAUUAUUGUAAUAUAGUGAAGAUCAGUCUUUACUAUGAAAAAACAUAAAAUUUUGUUCAUCAAUUAUACCUUUUCAUAAUAAUGAUAUAGAGACUGCCUUGUUUAUAA
Molecule: messenger RNA, 2000 nt
Organism: Corylus avellana
Lineage: Eukaryota; Viridiplantae; Streptophyta; Magnoliopsida; Fagales; Betulaceae
Product: CemA-like proton extrusion protein-like protein
Cellular component (GO): membrane
Source: RefSeq, a predicted model, not a curated record